GGGGAAGGAGGAGGGGGAAAGGCGCGGCGCGUGCGUCUCGCCAGAUCUCUUUCUCGACAGUAACCUCACAAUAUCAUUAAACGGAAACGUGAUCGCGAGAUAUAAUGCCUAACGCCGCGUGUGUGUGAAUACCGUUUGUAAUAAACACCGUAAUAAAAUUCAAACGUGCCGAAACGUGAACAAAGAACGUCGUUUCAUUUAUCUCGACGAAAAGUGCGAAAACACCGCUGGCAUCUUAUUUUUCCACGGAAAUAUUUUGAAUUCAAUUUCGAAUAGUCUCGGAGGAGGGAAAAAAGAAAUAAGGCACUCGCGUCGAAUCUCUAAAAACGCGAAAUUCUAAAAAUACGUCUCAUCGUUAUUACAAAAACACAAGGUUGUAUAAUAAUUCUACCAGUAUCGUAGUGUCCGUUCUUACGUUGUGCGCAAAGAGACUUAAAUGCGAUGCAUGCUUUUGGAUGACACGCGGCAGUGUCGACAGGUUAUACACGUUUUCCUCUGUUCGCGCGAAUAAUUUAUUAUGUCUCGCUAUUGCUCUUUCGAUUUCUCAUGAUUAAUAAAAAAAAAAACUGUUACAAAGUUCGCAAACUUUGAGUACAUUGUAGAGAGAAAAUUUCGAUUAUUCUUCACUUUUUCAUGCAUUUUUCCUUGCAUUAUAAGAGUAUUGAGUUAAAGAGAAUUAAGAAGAGACAAUAACGGAAUUUUCGAAAUAUGCGACCUUUCGUUAAUCGAAUAACAUGAGCGAGCAAGUUUCAUAAAUACACAUAUAUACAUACAUAUAUAUACAUAUGUAUAUGUAUAUAUAUGUGUGUGGGUUUUGAAAGUUUUUGCAUUGUUUAGAUAAUUACAUAUCGACUUUAUAAUUGUUGAAUAUUUUGUCAGUAAAUGUGGUAAUGGUCAUAUAUAUUUAUAGUAGAAAACAUUCUCUCAAAGAAAAUUUUAUAUAACGAUAAAAUAUAUACAUAAACAAUUAAAACUAUUAACAUGUCUACAAAAGUAAUAUUUCAUUAUAUAUAUAUAUAUUAAAAGAUUGUGUCAUCAACAUUUGAAGAUGAAUAGUGGUGAGAAAGAUUUGAUGUAUGUCAAUUUGCAAUGCCGUGUAUGCAAAGUCUGUAUUUGCAAUGUGUGUAUACCUUAAAUAUUGUGUUUGCGUUAUGUUUUUGCCAUGUAAGAUAUUGGCUAAUAAAUAACUAAUGCCUUGUGAGUUUGAUAAUAACAAUUGCAAGAAAUUAGUGCCUCCUUGGGAAGAUUUUUCAAACAACAUUUCUACAGCAAGUUGGAGAACGCGUCUAGCUGCGAGAAAUCAUGACUGAUAUUAAUAUAAAUACUUUAGAAGAUCUUAUUACAUAUUUUGCAAAAAACACCUAUAAGACCAAGGAUGCAGAUGUUAAAACUCAAGAAAUUAUGCAAAGAUGUAUGCUGCUCACAUCUUUUGAUUAUGAAUAUUACAUAAUCGACAACAAUGAAGGCAGCCUUUGCGGACAUUAUCCUAGAUAUCUUAUCAUAUUGGAGCAUGAUAAAAUGCGAAGUUCAAAGAAAUGUGAUUCACCACUGCCAGCGCCACACAUUCGAGAAAGCAUACCCGAAUCUAUAUAUUUAAGGAAUAAUCUCCAGAAAAUGAUAGUAAAGUCAAGAUUUGCCAGAUGUCGUUCAAGAUUCCCUGUGCCAGUAAUACUUUACAAGGGUAGAUACGUAUGCAGAUCUGCAACAUUAGCCAGUAGUCCAGAAAUGUUUGGUAGAGCUGGAUUAGAUUUCUUACUAUCUAGUCUAGCUAGCAGCAGUAUCAGUUCUACAUCGGCAAUUCCAUUGGAAGACAACAGUCUAACGCAAGCUGCAAAAGGAGUUAUGGAAGAAUCGAUUAUUGACAUGAAAAAUAAAUUUAGAUUUUAUGAUAUAGAACUCCUGAAGAAUCUUAAUGUAGGAACCAUCAUUGAUUUCAUGGUUGAGAAGAAGAAGGUCAAAUAUGGAAUGACCGUAACUUCAUCGGAGAAGGUAGACCAAGAGAGAAGGUACAGCGACUUUAACCUCAUUUCACUGCCAUAUCCUGGAUGUGAAUUCUUCAAGGAAUUUAGAGACCAAGAUUAUCGAUCAAAGGGCUUGGUAUUUGACUGGUGUCAGAAUUACGUGGACGCGCCGAUCUAUGUACCUGAUGACUUCGCCUCCAGUCAAUUACGAAUCAACUGGGAUAGAUAUACAGAAUGGGAUCUAGUCAAAUUAACACAGAAUUAUUUAAGAUUAAUACUAAGAUAUUUGAGCGAUAGUAGUAAAGGAAUAUUGAUUCACUGCAUCUCAGGUUGGGAUCGUACACCGUUAUUUAUUUCAUUAUUGAGAAUUAGUUUAUGGGCAGAUGGGGUAAUUCAUAAGACGUUAAAUUCGUAUCAAUUACUUUAUUAUACUAUCGCCUAUGAUUGGCUGCUUUUUGGACACGAUUUAGCAGAUCGGUUAAAUAAAGGAGAAGAGAUAUUCUUCUUUUGCUUUGAUUUCUUAAAAUAUAUUGAAACUGAACACUUCAGUAUACACAAACAUUACGAGAGAAUGACGAGGCCUAGCGAUUCACAACCGGAAAAUUCCACGAUAAACGCCGAAUCGUUUGAAUUUAUUUCAGCUCCUAAUUUCAGUUCAUCUAGUUCUAUUGAACAAAAUAGUGAAGAUGGUGAAUCAACAGCUGUAUUUUUCGAUAAUUUGGAUAAUCAAGAUGAUUCUCGAAAUAAUGUGAGUAUUGCAUCUGGGACACUUAAUGUGUCUCCAAAUAAAGAAGAUGGUACCACUCAAGGAUCGCGUUUAUCUUUGUCCGCGAAUCGUACAUCUCCGAUUGGGGUUCCCAUACCGCACAAUACUCGACGGAUACGACAACGAAACGAUUCAACAUCUUCAGGCGACUCGUGGCAACUGGUAACAGGGACAGAUUGUAAGCCUUCAUGUGCAGCUUGCACAACUCCACGCACAUUAUUAGGAAAUGUGAACACAAAUGAUGACGAAAUUACUGCUCAUGUACCAUCCAUACAACGUAAGGAACGAUUGCGUUGCCUCCGAAAUAUAUUUUGUAAAGCCUAUGGACCUCAUGGAUUUCGAUUGAAGGAUGAGGCAAGUGGCAUUAGCCAAUAUCUUGGAAAUAUUGUUGGAAUGACUUCAACUUAACGCACAUCCUAAUGACUGAAAUAUUGUUAAUUUUCUAAGAACAUGAAUUUUACAGUCGAUUUUCUUUAUUCUAAAAUUACUUCAGAAGAAUUUGAGCAUUUCAAAGAUUUUCCCUCAAUCUUCACUCUUUUUCUAAUAAGCAAAAUGAGAAAAUAUACACUUUGUUUUCACUCACUUUUUUAAUCUAACAUGGUAAGCUGAUAUCUAUAUCUAUGAUUGAAGUGUUAGCACGAAAAAAAACAUUUGUUUUAAUAUUAAGAAAACUUAGAAUAGAGGAAAUUGACUAUAUUGUUAAUAAUACUUAUGUUCAAUUGACAAUUUUAUAAAUUAAAAUUUAUAACAUGAAAAUGAGACAAUUGUACAUUAUUGUUUUUCUCAAAAAUAUUACAUAUAACAUGAUGUAUGCAAAUAAUAGAAUAAACUCAAUAUUUUUGUAUAUGUCUACAUGGAA
This is a messenger RNA of Formica exsecta, 3586 nucleotides long. It is a transcript of the gene EDTP, whose product is annotated as myotubularin-related protein 14. The record is from RefSeq and is a predicted model, not a curated record. Gene Ontology annotation, biological process: dephosphorylation. Lineage: Eukaryota; Metazoa; Arthropoda; Insecta; Hymenoptera; Formicidae. The transcript has 7 exons. Gene Ontology annotation, molecular function: phosphatidylinositol-3-phosphate phosphatase activity. Bases 1303 to 3135 code for a protein of 610 amino acids.